UCUUUUCAGACAACCUUUGAAGGUUACAUUCGGCAAUGGGAGAAAAGUUUGCUGCGUUUUUAUUCAGUCGGAACCAAAGUAUCAGGUGUUUGUUUCUCGCGCACCGACCUUGGUUGCUAAGUAACCCCCGUGGUGCUGCUGCGGCUGCUGCUUGAGGGAUGCUGAGAGUUUAGCCGCAGCAUCUCUUGAAAGCGGGCCGUGUGAGGUGUCCAGGUGAAACCGGAGGAUGGACGAAGGCACCGAGUUAUCCCUGAGCAUCGCCCAUAUCGUCCAGCGUCUCAAAGGAAGCCAUUUACACUCUCAGAUAGAGAGGCAAGCUAAAGACUGUUUACAUCGUCCUGAGAUAAAAUUGGAGUCGCUAAAGGAAGACGUGCGGAGUUUUCUGAAAACAUCAGGUUGGGAGAAAAAGCUGCAGAAUGCCAUCUACAGAGAACUUCACAUCCAGCUGCCUCCGAGCCAUCCCACGGCUCCGCUGGAGCAUCUUAAAGAGCCGCUGGCCUACAUGCGUAAAGCUCAGGCCAGCUGGGAGAAGCGCAUCCUGAAAAGCCUGAACAGCAUGAGCACGGAGCUCGGAGUGCCUCUGGCCCGUAAGAGGCCCGGAGCCGAGCAGAAGGAGCUCAUCAACAAGUGGAACGAGAUGGGCACGGAUGAACCAGGCUUAAAUCGCUUCAGGCCCGUUUAUGCACCCAAAGACUUUCUCGAGGUGUUGAUCAGUUUGCGGAACCCCAACCAUGACAGCUGCGAGGACGUCAGCGCCCGGAGCCACUGGGGGCUCAUUCAGGUUCCCCUCAACAUCCGAGAUAUUCCACAGCUGAGGCAGGCCUACACGGAGCUGAACCUGAGCUCCGGCCAGCUGGGGAUUGACGACCUCGCACACGUCCACCCAGACCUGUUUGAAAAUGACUAUGUUCAGAUCGGCAAAAAAGUUGUGGUGGAGCAGGACAGCGCGGCGGCCCAGCAGUACAGCAGGCGGGGCUGCCCCACCGGGCUCCGGGCGGCCCUGUGGGCCCUCAUCCUGAACUCCACCAACCAGCUGCAGGACAUGAUGCACUACGAACAGCUCAGGGCUGGAGUGAUCCAACACAACCUGCUGGUAGAUAACCUCAUCUACAAGGACGUCAAACUCACCGCCAGUAACGACGACUACUACUUUGUGUUUGAAGAUUUCCUCUAUCAGGUACUGUUGUGUUUCUCACGGGACACCGCCGUCCUGGAGCACUUCAAGUACAACAGCGCCACUCCGCCUAAAUCCUACCUACACGGGAAAGUGGGAGACGAAGAGUAUGCUGUCGUUUAUCCUCCAAACGGUGUUAUCCCCUUCCAUGGCUUUUCUAUGUAUGUGGCGCCCUUGUGUUUCUUGUACAACGAGCCGUCCAAACUCUACAGCGUCUUCCGGGAAAUGUACAUCCGCUACUUUUUUAGGCUGCACUCCAUCUCUUCUUCUUUCUCGGGCAUAGUGUCCCUGUGCCUGCAGUUUGAGAGGCUACUCCAAACCCACCUGCCUCAGCUCUUCUACCAUCUUCGACAGAUCGGUGCCCAGCCGCUGCGUAUUGCCUUUAAGUGGAUGGUCCGGGCCUUUUCUGGAUACCUUUCCACCGAUCAGCUGCUCCUUCUUUGGGAUCGAAUCCUCGGGUAUGACUCGCUGGAGGUGGUUGCAGUCCUUGCAGCUGCGGUGUUUGCCUUCCGCGCCGAGAACCUGAUGGAGGUGACAUCGCUGGCCUCGGCUGAGGCCGUCCUCGCCGACCUCUCGACUCUGAAGGUCAUACCGCUCAUCCAGAUCUUUCUUUUCGCCACCGCCAUCUGAACGACACGAAGACUCUGGGUGUUCCGGGCUCGGUUCUCGUUGCACAACAAUGAACACAAGCUGACUAUUGAAAAGUGACAUCAGGGGGCCACACCUCAUCUAGCUCAAGCAAAAGGCCAAACGUACAUUUAGCCCUAUUAAUAGUAUUUUCCCUUUAUGAUGGUAUUAGUUGUCAUACAGUAUGUAAUUUAAUCCUAAGGCCAAGCCAGCCUCAUUAAACUGGAGGGAAAGAUGAUCCUCGCGGCAGUUCCCUGAUCAGCUGAGGUGAAUUACAUGAAGCAGUAAUUGUGUUGCAACGGCAGCGUGCGUGGAGACGCAACGGCAGUGGCGUCUCCGUGCUUGCCUAAUGAAGUGUUAAUUAGUUCCUGCCAUUUAUGCAGCCCAGCGGCUCCUGCUUGUUAUUAUUAAACUGUUAGAUCCUUAUGUUACCGAUGAAUGAUUUGGCAUCUUAGUUUGCUCCAGCAUGAUGAGAGAAACCUGCAAAAAGCCAUGAACUGCAGUGCCAUCCACAAAUAAGUCUUGAAAUGAAUUCCUGUUUAAUUGCAGUGGCAUAAUCUCACAGCAUUUUUUUUUAAUUGCCUGCUGUUUAUACUGAGGAGCAUAGAGAGAGAGGAGGCUUUUAGACCAUUUGUUUUCAUGCAGUCUGUCUUGGUUGGGCCCUCUUUCAUCCUCAUUUAGUUCUGUAAUGCUAUAGGAGGUUUAUUUUUGUUUUAUAUGGUCUUGUUUUGACCAUAUCUGGAUUAUUAUUUUGCCUGAAAAAUCCAAUGUACCUUCCUUUGUACAUUCCCAGUUCCCAGUUGAGUCUACUAGGUUUUUUUUUUUUUAUGUUGCGUUUUUGGCAAGAUUUCCAAUGUCUUUGAAAGAGAAACAGGUCCAGAUCUUCACUCCUAAUAAACUGUGCUCAACAGCGGACA
Poecilia latipinna (sailfin molly) is the source of this 2718-nucleotide messenger RNA. It is a transcript of the gene tbc1d19, whose product is annotated as TBC1 domain family, member 19. The coding region runs from base 227 to 1804 and encodes 525 amino acids. The record is from RefSeq and is a predicted model, not a curated record. The transcript has 21 exons. Lineage: Eukaryota; Metazoa; Chordata; Actinopteri; Cyprinodontiformes; Poeciliidae.